UUCAAAACGCAACGUUUCAUACGAUCUCAUUCACAGCCAGACCAAUCAAGUGUUGACCAAGAUUUUGAGAAGCUAGGAGAAUGAACAAUCUGGAAGAACAAGCCAAGAUAGUUAACGCAACAGAACAACGGGCGCCACAAUCUGACAUGGCAGCAGCAUCCGCCGCAAUGGACGGAGUGGCAGCGGCGGCUCUUCGCUCCGUGCUCCAGCGGGUCCAGCAAGCAGUGGAGCGGGCUGGGCGCGACUCCCAGCAGAUCCGAGUAGUGGCCGUCAGUAAGACCAAACCGGUGUCUGUUAUCCGCCAAGUCUACGACGCCGGUCAUCGGUUUUUCGGCGAAAACUACGUUCAAGAAAUCGUCGAAAAAGCUCCUCAGCUUCCGGGGGACAUAGAGUGGCAUUUCAUUGGGAAUUUACAGAGCAAUAAAGCGAAACCUCUACUUGCGGGUGUACCAAACCUUGCGAUGGUAGAAAGUGUAGAUGAUGAGAAGAUUGCCAAUCAUCUUGAUCGUGUGGUUGGAAAUUUGGGCCGGAAACGUUUGAAGGUCUUAAUCCAAGUAAAUACCAGUGGAGAAGAAUCAAAAUCUGGGGUUGAGCCCUCAGCAUGUGUGGAACUAGCAAAACAUGUGAAUCAGAAUUGCCAAAACCUUGAGUUUUGUGGCCUAAUGACAAUUGGAAUGCUUGACUAUUCAUCAACCCCAGAAAACUUCAAGACAUUAGCGAACUGCAGAAGUGAGGUUUGCAAGGCACUUGGUAUGCCAGAAGAACAAUGUGAACUCUCAAUGGGCAUGUCUAAUGACUUUGAGCAAGCUAUCGAAAUGGGAAGUACCAAUGUGAGAAUUGGAUCUACUAUAUUUGGGCCUAGAGAAUACCCGAAGAAGCAAUAAAACAAGGCUGCCCUUUGCUUGCUUCUUUCUUCUGUCCUCACUGGGAAGGUUCUGGGCAUGUUUCAUCUGUCGUUCUGGAAGAAGCCUACCCUGCUUUAUUGAUAUUUAAUGGCCAGAAAUGUCUAACAAACUGUUUCAUAUGUAGAUUGAACGGCAAAAUAAUAACACUCUGUACUUGAAAUGUUCACUAUAUUAUACAUGGAAGUAAUCUUGAUUUA
Messenger RNA from Hevea brasiliensis (rubber tree), 1102 nucleotides. RefSeq lists its product as uncharacterized. Bases 81 to 884 code for a protein of 267 amino acids. Gene Ontology annotation, cellular component: intracellular anatomical structure. The record is from RefSeq and is a predicted model, not a curated record. The transcript is spliced from 7 exons. Gene Ontology annotation, molecular function: pyridoxal phosphate binding. Lineage: Eukaryota; Viridiplantae; Streptophyta; Magnoliopsida; Malpighiales; Euphorbiaceae.